Trichosporon asahii var. asahii CBS 2479 is the source of this 1239-nucleotide messenger RNA. RefSeq lists its product as uncharacterized. Bases 1 to 1239 code for a protein of 412 amino acids. The record is from RefSeq and is a predicted model, not a curated record. Lineage: Eukaryota; Fungi; Basidiomycota; Tremellomycetes; Trichosporonales; Trichosporonaceae. Gene Ontology annotation, molecular function: protein binding. The transcript has a single exon.
AUGGCGACCGACACCCCACCACACCUGCCCACUGAGCUGUGGCAGAUGGUUGUGCCGUAUCUCGGUGAGCACGACCUCCGCAGCUUACGGGCGGUGAACCGGCUCUUUGCCUCCAUCGUCCGCCCUCUUCUGUACCGCUACUGCAACUUCUCGAGGCUCGGCUACCACUUCCCUGGCGCAGCCCAGCCCUACCCCUUCCUCGAGCUGCCGGAACUUCAGCAAGCACCACUCAGCAAGAAGCAGCGUGCCUCCAUCUUCCGUGACAUAAGGGUAGUGAAAUUCCGGAAACACGACGUGGGCGACUGCACAACCUUCCGCUUUCUGCAGGGGUACCGUGUCUUCCGGCCUGACGAGGAGACAUCCCUCGACGUGCUCUGGGUCGAGCUAUUCAGCUGCCCCACGCACGCCCAGUCCUCGGGCGAGAUGUACUCGACCUUCGUCCACGAGGGCGACGAGGGGCACCGCAACCCAACCCCCGACUAUGACGAGGACGGCGCCGACGAGUUCGCGACCUGCCGCCACCGGUGCUUCUACAUCGACUUCUCCUCUCUCUGGUGCGCGCGCCCGCGCAAGCUCGUGUUCCGCAACGCGCCCGUGCUGUGGUUCGACGGGCCGGACUCGCCCCUCCUCUUCCCAAACGACAUCGUGACGGACGAGUGCGUCCUCGUCGUCAACUCGGCAGCCCUGGACGCCGAAUACAUCAGGUCCGAGCGUCCCUGGGAGGAACCCCUGACAGGCUUCUGUUCCGAUGGCAGGGUGAGCUGGGGCUUCCAGCCCGGACCGCCGUGGCGCUGCGAACGCCUCACGAUUGUCUUCUGGACGGGCUCGCCGGACGAACCCUGGUUCCCGCCCUGCACGCACUAUGCGGACGAGGAUCCCUGGGAGCUCGAGGAGCCCGGGGACUGCACGGCACUCGCCAGGAUGUGGUUUGGCCUGGGCUCUGCCGUCCGCGCCCUGAAGAUGCGCACGAGCCCGAAGGACGGGCUCAAACGCAUCACCGUCGUGAAUGCGGACGCGGUACGCCGGGGCCGCGGAGUCGAGGGCGAGACGCAGGAGUACUACGAGAACGACAUCUCUGCCCGCUUCGAGGCUGCGUUCAAGGCGAGGGGAUUCCCGGAGUGCGAGCCGCCCGAACUGGAGUGUGUCACUUUCGACGCGUGGCUUGCGGGCGGACACGCUGAGAACGUCUUCUCGCAUACGGAGAUUGCCCCGUUCCUCGCUGCUGGUGGCGAGGUUUGA